Octopus bimaculoides (California two-spot octopus) is the source of this 1585-nucleotide messenger RNA. RefSeq names its product transcription factor GATA-3. Lineage: Eukaryota; Metazoa; Mollusca; Cephalopoda; Octopoda; Octopodidae. Gene Ontology annotation, biological process: cell fate commitment; positive regulation of transcription by RNA polymerase II; negative regulation of transcription by RNA polymerase II. Gene Ontology annotation, molecular function: DNA-binding transcription factor activity, RNA polymerase II-specific; zinc ion binding; RNA polymerase II cis-regulatory region sequence-specific DNA binding. Gene Ontology annotation, cellular component: nucleus. The record is from RefSeq and is a predicted model, not a curated record.
CUUGGAAAACAAUAGAUGAAGGCCGCUAGAGGACCAUUGGUGCUUCUCAUAUGCUCUAUACAACACAUCCAGUACAUUGUGUGUGUGUGUGUGUAUUUAUACAUACAUACAUAUAUAUAUAUAUAUAUAUAUAUAUAUCUGUUUAGUUUCCACACUUGUAGCCAUUCCUAUUUGUUUGCUGGAUGCAACAUACCUCCUUGCAGCGCUCAAGUCUGUCGACCACAUUUUCACACGCCGCUUCAUCCGUGGUUAGCGGAGAGCAAGCCAGUAAUGGCUCACUCUAGUCCCAGUUGGAUGAAUCCCUUCAGCAAGUCCCUCACUCAUCCAAACGCCACUGCACCGUUGUCUGUACAUCCCCCUACCUCGAUUGCCACAUCUAGCUCAUUCAGUUUCCCGCCAACUCCACCAAAAGACACCAGUCCGGACAGUAUCAAUGGCGGUGCUAACCAUGGCGACUAUAACACAGAGAACAAACCGUUUAAGGUAGUCGAUGAGAACGACCAUCAAAAUGGUAUUUUAGCGAGCGGCAACGCUGGCAGUGGCGGCGCGACGGGGGCUGCAGGAAUCCCGCAUUUUCUCAACACACACGGAUCAACUCACCCGGCUCAUCACAUGACCAGUUAUCCUUCCUACAUGACCGGAACUGAAUACAGCUCGACUCCACUUGGUUUUCACCCAGCCACCAGUAUGUUUAAAGCAACUUCAGCAUUAUCAAGAAGUCGAUCGAAAUCCAGAUCAAACUCAGAUGACUGUUGGCAGAACAUAUCUCUAGCGGAAAUAUCAAGCAAAUAUUACGGAGAGGCCCGUCUUGAGAGCGAAGGACGUGAAUGUGUCAACUGCGGAGCAACAUCUACCCCGUUGUGGCGGCGGGAUGGGACAGGGCAUUAUCUAUGCAACGCGUGUGGUCUUUACCACAAAAUGAACGGCUCAAACCGCCCACUCAUCAAACCCAAGCGCCGUCUGUCGGCCGCCCGGAGAGCGGGUACUAGUUGCGCAAAUUGUGGUACCACUACCACGACGUUGUGGAGACGGAACCAGAAUGGGGAUCCUGUCUGUAACGCAUGUGGCCUCUACUUUAAACUUCAUAACGUUAAUCGACCACUCACAAUGAAAAAAGACGGCAUUCAAACGAGAAAUCGUAAAAUGUCUACAAAGAGCAAAAAAAGUAAGAAAGGUAUGGCAUCAAUGAGCGACCUCUUAAAACCGUUAGACAAACCGUUCCCGGGAUCUGUGUACACCCCAAUGCAUGCACCAAUGGCAACCUACAUGACGAGCGGCUCUUCCCUUGGAGGCUCGUUUGGCUCGACUGUAGGAAGCCAUAUGCAAGCCUCGUCCGGCCUGUCUAGCGGUCUUUCAGCUGGCUUUAGUAACACUUUCAAUCCUUCUCUUACUUCGCAGUUCACCUCAUCGUUUCCCAGUAUACCCAGCAUUCCAAGUAUCAGCUCAUCGGGCCUCACGCUGUCCACAUCGUCUGGAAUGGUAGGAGCGAUGACUUCCGGCUUAAACCUGUCCACCACACCCAAUAUGGUGGGUGCAAUGGCCUAAGAUACCCAACAUUUUCACAAUAAAAGAAUAAUAAUCGUUA